AUAGGAGGCGGCGUUGCUGCCGGAGGGAAAAUGGCGGCGCUGGGGCGGCUGUGGCCGCGGGUGUUCGGCUGCGGAUUUUUCCUCUCCCCGCCGCCCCGCCCCGCUCUAGGCCGCCGCUUCCCUUUCGACCCUUCCGGUGCCGGUUCGGUGCCGGGGUCACCCUGGGCCCUCCCGCAGGUCCGCAGCAGAACCCGGGGGAACGAGUACCAACCCAACAACCGCAAACGCAAACGGACCCACGGCUGGAUCCGCCGGAUCAGCACCCCCGGCGGCGUGGCCGUCAUCCUCCGGAGGAUGCUGAAGGGAAGGAAGUCCCUGACCCACUGAAGGUUCUGCCGAACCGGGCCCGGAACCGCCGGGACAAAAAGCAGGGGUUCGGUUGUCCCCGGCACCGAGGGGUUGGGUGUUUCAAUAAGGGAGAUUUUCCGUGUUUUCUGUGCCUGCUUCAAAGAUAAAAGCUGCGGGGACACCGAAGCUUCGGUUUCCUGCGCUAAGAAACCCUAAAA
Messenger RNA from Calypte anna (Anna's hummingbird), 506 nucleotides. RefSeq names its product mitochondrial ribosomal protein L34 (gene MRPL34). Gene Ontology annotation, molecular function: structural constituent of ribosome. Gene Ontology annotation, cellular component: mitochondrial large ribosomal subunit; ribosome. The transcript is spliced from 2 exons. Bases 31 to 327 code for a protein of 98 amino acids. Lineage: Eukaryota; Metazoa; Chordata; Aves; Apodiformes; Trochilidae. The record is from RefSeq and is a predicted model, not a curated record. Gene Ontology annotation, biological process: translation.